AUGUGUUCUGGAGGUAGUACAUCAAAUCUAAUGAAACAUUUAAAGAAACAACAUUCCAUAUGGGUCGGAAUUUCAAGACAAAGUAUAACUAUUGAUGAAAUGUUUGGUCCAUCAAAGUGGAAAUAUAAUCAAGAAGAAAUGAGAAAUAAACUUGUCAAGUGGAUUGUUAUUGAGCAACAUCCAUUUACUAUUGUUGAAGAAGAAGACUUUAUUAACUUUGUAUAUUCACUUUAUCCCAAUAUAGAAAUUCCCUUUGCUGAUACAAUAAAAAGAGAUAUUAUGGAAUUAUAUGUAACAAAUGUAGCUAAAAUGCAAACAGUUCUUCAAAAAUUGCAAAAUUCAAUAGCUCUUUCAGAUAAAGAUUUUAGAAUUCAUGUACUUGCUGAUAAUCAAUGGCAUCAACUUGAAAAAAUAAUGAAUUUUCUUUAG
Molecule: messenger RNA, 429 nt
Organism: Diversispora eburnea
Lineage: Eukaryota; Fungi; Glomeromycota; Glomeromycetes; Diversisporales; Diversisporaceae
Source: the annotation of a GenBank genome assembly